AAAUCACACCCUUCCAUUCCAAUUGACUGCAACAAGUCAUAAAAAAAGACCCUCUUGUCUACAUACAGUUUGCUACUAAGUUAAGUAGUUGUUGUGCAGUUGACAUUCAGCAUCAGCAUCAGCAUCAGCAAUGGAGGAUGAGAGAAAGAGAUUGAGAGAAGAAGAAUGGAAGUCAAUGAUUCCGGUCAAUCACCGCCUCUCUCUUUCUGAUUUCCCUUCCGAUUUCCUCUUUGGUGUUGCUACUUCCGCUUAUCAGGUCGAAGGAGCUGCCAAUGAGGGUGGCAGAGGUCCUUGUAUUUGGGAUGCUUUUUCUCACACAAAAGGCAAGAUAAAAGAUGGGAAAGAUGGAGAUGUGGCAGUAGAUCAGUACCAUCGUUACAAGGAAGACGUUGACCUUAUUGCCAAAUUGGGGUUCCGUGCUUACCGUUUUUCUAUAUCCUGGUCACGCAUCUAUCCGGAUGGCCUGGGAACCGAAGUCAACAAGGAAGGGAUCAUGUACUACAACAAUCUUAUAAACUACCUUCUUGAAAAGGGAGUCGAGCCAUGUGUAACAUUAUACCAUUGGGAUAUUCCUUUGCAUCUUGAUGAGACGAUGGGAGGGUGGUUAAGUGAGUCAAUACCAAAGUAUUUUGCCAUUUAUGCAGAAACUUGCUUUGCAAACUUUGGUGAUAGAGUAAAGAAGUGGAUUACAAUCAAUGAACCUCUUCAGACAGCAGUAAAUGGAUAUUUUACUGGUGUAUUCGCGCCUGGAAGAUGUGACCGUCAGUCAGCUGAACCUUAUUUGGCUUCUCACCACCAGCUUUUGGCCCAUGCAGAAGCUGUUUCAAUAUAUAGAACAAAAUAUAAGGACCUUCAAGGUGGUGAAAUAGGGUUGGUUGUUGAUUGUGAAUGGGCUGAAGCCCUAACAGAUAAAGAAGAAGAUAUACUUGCUGCAGGAAGGCGUAUUGACUUUCAGCUAGGGUGGUAUUUGGACCCAAUCUUUUUUGGAGAAUAUCCCAAAUCUAUGCAGGAGAGACUUGGGGACAAGCUCCCAAAAUUUUCCCAAAAAGAUAAAGAUCUGCUGAAGAAUUCACUGGAUUUUGUUGGCCUGAAUCAUUAUACAUCAAGAUUUGUUUCACAUAAAACAAACAAAGAUGAAGAAAAUUAUUAUAGAGCACAAGAGGCGACAAGAAUAUCUGACUGGGAAAACGGAGUGAUUGGUGAAAAGGCUGCAUCGUCGUGGCUGUAUGUUGUUCCAUGGGGUCUCCGGAGAGUUCUUAAUUACAUAGCUCAGAAAUACAACAAUCCACCGAUAUACAUUACCGAAAACGGUAUGGAUGAUGAAGACGAUGAGAUAUCUCCCUUACAUGAAAUGCUGGAUGACAAAUUGAGAGUCACUUACUUUAAGGGAUAUCUUGCAUCUGUUUCUUUGGCUAUCAAAGAAGGAGUUGAUGUGAGGGGAUACUUUGCAUGGUCAUUGGUGGACAAUUUUGAGUGGGCAGAAGGUUAUACAAAGCGUUUUGGUUUGGUUUAUGUUGAUUACAAGAAUGGUCUUGCUCGCCACCCAAAGUCUUCUGCAUAUUGGUUCCGAAGGUUCUUGAAAGGGGAAGAUGGAAAAAAUGGCAAAGAAAACUAACCGGAGCUUGCAAAGUUGAACCAUUAGUUGUAAUGAAGUUCACCCUGGAUGACUUCCUAAAUCUCUCUUUUGUGAACCUGACUCGGUGUUCGUAUCUAGCAGCUAAUGGUUUCUCCCCUAAACAUGUUUCUUAAGCUUAGUUCAGUAUACGAUAUACUUUAAUAAAGAAAGAGACGAUCCAUGUCGUUUUUGCAGUUGGAUUCGCUUCUUCGGUUGCAUUGUACCAAACUCAGUGUUCUAGCAGCUAGUGGAUACUUCAAAAUUGCAUACUCAAUCUACUGAUAUGGUCCAUUUUAACACACUUUGUACACGGGCUUCUCUGACUACAUGUGUUUCGUCUACUGUUUUAGUUAUUUUAUGAUGAUAAAUUUAGAAAGUUUAAA
Erigeron canadensis is the source of this 1998-nucleotide messenger RNA. RefSeq names its product beta-glucosidase 42. Gene Ontology annotation, biological process: cellulose catabolic process. NCBI's taxonomy places the organism in Eukaryota, Viridiplantae, Streptophyta, Magnoliopsida, Asterales, Asteraceae. The transcript has 13 exons. The record is from RefSeq and is a predicted model, not a curated record. The coding region runs from base 131 to 1615 and encodes 494 amino acids. Gene Ontology annotation, molecular function: beta-glucosidase activity.